Molecule: messenger RNA, 1475 nt
Organism: Andrographis paniculata
Lineage: Eukaryota; Viridiplantae; Streptophyta; Magnoliopsida; Lamiales; Acanthaceae
Exons: 6
Coding region: 132-1070 (312 amino acids)
Source: RefSeq, a predicted model, not a curated record
GUAAGAAUUCCACGUUGUGGCCGUGGAGACCUGGGCUCGAAUCCCAGCAGCCACACACGCUUUUUGAGCUUCUGUCCUUAGGAAGCUUCCCAGCCGUUGGAUGACCAGACCGUUGUAAAGAUAAACGGUGGAUGCUAGCAUGCCUUUAUAUUGAACGGACGGACUCGAUGCGGCUCCACUCUUUCAUCUUUUCUCACUCUUUCUGCAAAUCUAGAGAAGCUCUAAUGGCGAUUACGCUUGAAUCUCCUUCCCCUCCUGCUUCGCUCAACAAGGAACGUGGUCGAAGCUUGAUUUCCGCUACUCGCUCGUCCGAGAAACGCCUCUGGAGUGCUCUUCGCAGCCGUUUCGACGCACUCACCGAGAAUCAGACCUCGAUCGAGCGAUCGGUGCCUGCACAAAUGCAGAGAGCUGAAGCGAUGGAGCAGGCGAGGAAAAUGAAGCAGGACUCCGUGCUUCUUCUCAGAGGGUUUGAUUUAACAUUUCGUUCACUCUCUCAGCUUUCCAGCAACCUCGACACUGCCUUUCAGGGAGCUAGAGACUUAUCCAGGCCACCCACAUUCACUGAACUACUCGAAACCACCAUUGUUAAGAGCAACACGAAGCUCAAGGAUGACAAAGUCGAACAGACAGGGGACAUCGACAAGAGAGGAUCAAAGAGAAAGUUGGAUUCCAAUGAGGAUCAAGAAGGGGAAGAAGAAGGUCCAUAUGAGAUGGGGAGGCUCAAAAAACCCAAAAAUAUGACAACUUCCAUGGCCAGAGAAGAAUUGGACAAAGUUAGAUCUGAGUUAGAUUUCAUGAAGCAGAGAUGUGCUCUGCUAGCAGACGAGAUUCGCCGGCGCAACGACAACGAAGAUGAUUUGGUGAGGCUUCAAUUGGAAGCACUUAUGGCAGAAAAAUCAAGAUUGGCAAAUGAAAAUGCAAACUUGACUAGAGAAAACCAACAUCUGCAACAGCUUGUGGAGUACUUCUCAGUAUCAUCCUACAACAACCUCGAAUCGGGGGCAGCGAUGUUCUUACAUGAAACUGAAGACAGCCCUUUAAAGAUACCAUACCGGUUAGAAUUCUCCUAAUGCUAUGACGAAGAACAAGAGCAGCAGAACAAACAAUGAAACAAACGAACAAUAAAUAAGGUAACUAAAAUAAGGUUGUGUUCCGAUCAAAAAGAAAUGUUUAGAAAAUAUAUAUUAUAUUUAUGGUACUUAUCAUAUUUAAAAGAUUUGUAACAUUGGUGUCUUGUGAAUUCUUAUGAUUGAGUUUUAUAUUCUAAUAUUGUAUAAGAGCUAAAUUCUUUUCGGGUACAUCCAUGACUCGUUAUGUCUCGUAUAUGUUUUUAUAUUUUAUUGAUUUAUCUGAUUUUAUAUACGGUCAUGUUGUCAUUUACAUGUCGUCUUCGUCCGUCAGUGCUACUUUGAUCUCCAUUGUAACGCAGUUGAGAGCCCUAUUUUUCGACUCUAACGCUGUUGAAAAUUUGUUUU